Molecule: messenger RNA, 1670 nt
Organism: Gadus morhua (Atlantic cod)
Lineage: Eukaryota; Metazoa; Chordata; Actinopteri; Gadiformes; Gadidae
Gene: pvalb6
Product: parvalbumin 6
Exons: 5
Coding region: 468-797 (109 amino acids)
Cellular component (GO): cytoplasm
Molecular function (GO): calcium ion binding
Source: RefSeq, a predicted model, not a curated record
CUCUCUCUCUCUCUCUCUCUCUCUCUCUCUCUCCCUCUCUCUUUUCUAUCUUUUCUCUCAGACUUCUCUCACUCACUGGACAGACACUGUUCCUCUCGGUCUUUAACACCACCUCUCUGUUUUUUCAAAACUCUCUUCGUUCUUUGUUCCUCUUUCCACAUCUGCUUUGGUAUCCUCUCUCUCUCUCUCUCUCUCUCUCUCUCUCUCUCUCUCUCUCUCUCUCUCUCUCUCUCUCUCUCUCUCUCUCCCUCUCACUCUUACUCUCUCCCUCUCUCUUUUCAGUGUCAGUCUAUCUCUCUCGCUCGUGUCCCACUCCUCGCUCAUCUCUUCAUCAUCUUGGUUGUCCGAGGCACUCCGGCUUGAUCGCCCCCUCUUCUUCAUCCUCCAAGGAUCCAGCUGAAGCCGGGACACUCGCUCUCUCUCUGCUUCUUCUGAAUAUCUCACCCCCCCACCGACCAGAAGAAAAAAUGGCAAUGACUAGCAUCCUCAGUGCUGAUGACAUCAAGAAGGCCCUGAAUGCGUUCGCAGCGGCGGACUCCUUCGACCAUAAGAAGUUCUUUGAGGUGGUUGGUCUGAAGGCGCUGUCAGCAGAAGAGGUGAAGAAGGCCUUCCUGGUGCUGGAUGCCGACAACAGCGGAUUUAUAGAGGAGGAGGAGCUCAAGUUCAUGCUGAAGGGUUUCUCCUCCAGUGGGCGGGACCUGACAGACCAGGAGACCAAAGCCUUCCUCAAUGCCGCCGACAAGGACGGAGAUGGCAAAAUAGGCGUGGAGGAGUUCACUGCCCUGGUGAAGGAGUAGAAGCCCGGUCCAACCCGACUGACCAGCGCUCUGCCAACCGCAACCGCGUUCCCUCACGACCGCCAAACUCUGACGCUUGCCACCCCUUACCCCCACCCGUAAAUAACCCCCCUCCCUUCACCCACGCAGAUACACACACACACAACCCAAUCCCUACUUACACACGCGGACACACACAGAAACACACACACUCAAACACACACCGAUACAAACACACGCUUGCCGAAUUAAUCCUUUUAAGUAUACACACAAACACACACACCAUUAUCCCCAUCUCUUGUACACCCUCGAACCCCCCCCCCCCCCCCCCCCCCCCCCCCCGCCCCUGAAACAUACCUGUCCCCAUAACAUCCUAGUUCUUGUUUUUCUACAAACCAUAUAUAUAUGAUAAACAUAUACAUGUGUAUGUUUCUGCUUGUGUAUAGCCAUUCUAUUUGCCUGUGAGGCCAUAAGCAACACAUUGAAUUUUAGACUGCAGUGUAGAUAUUUCAAAGAGAAGAAAACAAACAUCUUAUAGCAGAAAGAGCCCCCCCCCCCCCCCUCUUCUCUUUCUUGGGGCAAACACUAUCCCUCCUUCUCUUUCUCCCACUCAAUCCCCCUCUAUAAUUCUCUUUCCUUCUCUCUCUGUCCCUCUUUACGAUCUAUGUUUCUCUCUCUCUCCCAUCCCUUUCUGAUAUACUGUAUGUAUUACACUACCGGCUAGCGGUUUUUACCUCUCUUCAUUGCAUCGCAUCUCUCGCUCCAUCCCUCUCGCUUCCCCCAUCCCUCUCCCCGCUCUGGUAGAUGAGCUAUCAUUGUACAACACGCCAAAAACACGCCAGAAGAAAGAGGUCAAGCUGUGAAAGAACAAAAAUAAAAAUAUUCUAAAAUGAU